GCCCGCUCCCACUGAGGUCACGCCCAACAACAGUGGCCUCCUGCAGAUCGACGGCACCUGCGGCCCCUGCCCGUCGUCUCCCGAGGCACCCAACGGCGAGCAGUGGUGGCUCGACUGCGGUCUCGACGGCGCCGGUUGGGCCCCGCCUCACAUCACCCUCGACCAGCUCAAGUACAUCGACCUGAAUGGCGAUGGCAUCUUCGCGCCCUGCACCCAGUACUUCGACCAAUUCUACCGCUACGGUGGCGAGUUUGGCAUUCCUCCCAUCAUGCUGGCCUCCAUCGCUCUUCAGGAGUCGACGUGCCGGCCUUGGCUCGUCGGCGGUAUUGGAGAGCAGGGCCUCAUGCAGCUCCUCGGCCCCAACUGCGACGGUGCGCCUAACGGUAACUGCCAGGACGUUGACUUCAACGUUCGCCGCGGCGCCGAGUACCUUCGCAAGCGCAUUGACGAGCACAACGGCAGCGUCCUCGCAGGUCUUGGCGCCUACAACGGCUGGCGCAUCGGUGUCACUGCUGGCGAGGUCUACAACAUGAAGAACGAGGGCCGCUGCUGGGCUCAGCCCAACCUUGACUACAUGCACCAGAUGCUCAACGGCUGGCUCCAAGGCAAGGAGGGCUGGAAGAUGGGCAAGUGGUUCAACCGCAACGACUGCUAAACGCGACUUGUCGCGGCGGCCCCAGACAAGGCUCCGUAGAUCCCUUCGCCCUCUUAUUUCUUCAAUCUCGCAUUCACAUAAACCCUUCUCCCUCUGUAUACAGCCGGUCUGUACUGAAUACGUCCGCCAUGCUGCAUGCUGCAUACGAGUCUGUCCUUGUCUCGUUCCCUGAUUACCGCGAUGUUUGAGCGCAAUGCCGGAGGUUCAUCCGCUCUGCCCUGCUGCGCCCAGACACUUGGCAUGCGGAGCCCGGUGCUGCUGCCUGGGUUCCGUGGGAUGCUUCACAUUAAGCUGCAGCCCAGAGUCCAUCCAGCUUGGCAUGUGGGUUGUGCGGCCAUUGCGGUGCGGAGGAGUUGUGACACAAAGACGAAAGGUUGACUUCAUGAGUUCGCGG
Messenger RNA from Cutaneotrichosporon oleaginosum, 1049 nucleotides. The record is from RefSeq and is a predicted model, not a curated record. Lineage: Eukaryota; Fungi; Basidiomycota; Tremellomycetes; Trichosporonales; Trichosporonaceae.